Periconia digitata is the source of this 1197-nucleotide messenger RNA. The record is from the annotation of a GenBank genome assembly. Lineage: Eukaryota; Fungi; Ascomycota; Dothideomycetes; Pleosporales; Periconiaceae.
CAUCAUCAUCAUCAAUAUUUGUUGUUGUUAUUAUCUUUUGACGAGGUAAAUGCGUGAUCCGAAUGCGAAAGCGAGAUUGCCGUCUUUUUUUUUUUGUUGUUGGGGAGGAGAGGGGGAUUUCUGAUCCCUCUUCAAAGGGAGUAUGAGACAAAACAAGACAGUUCCGUAGAAAAUACUCUAGUAACGUACUCCUACAAGCACUAAAAAAAAUUCCUUUUUUUGAGAGAGAGAAAACACUAUCUACAUCCGCCAUGUACAAUAUGUGUGUCCCAGCCAUGCAUGCAUGCAUCCUCCGAUAGUCCGACCACAAGACCAACAAGACACACCCUCUCAUCCUCCGAUCCUUUCAAAACUAAAGACCCGCGACCUUCUCUCCUCCUACCCGAUUCCAACAAGAAAAAAGAAAAUUAGUGACGAAACCAGCAAAACAUCGCUAGCCCAUCCGAUGAAUGGUGCGUGCGUGCGUGCACAACGCCGAGGGGGGAGGGGGCGGAAGGGACUAGACCUUUUGAGUCUGUCGAGAGACUUUACACGCCCGCUCGCACAUCCUUUCCUCACUGCUUCUCUCAGCGUUGGCGCUUGUCUCCGUCUGUGGAUCUUGGCAACUACGCAAGCAAAACGGAGGUCCCUAAGACAAUUAGGGGAGACAGACUUAUACGGCUAUCUGCCGUUUCGUGGAGUAAUGUACUGUCAAGAGAGGAGAGCAAGAAACAGCUUGGAGACGCAUGUACAAGUACGAUUUUUCUUUUUGGUUUUGCGGUCGUACAGCUAAACUGGUCUCUUUUGCUUUGUGUGUGUACAUAUGCACCAGCUGCACAGACAACAUUGACGACUGUAGACCGCCGCAGAGUUAAGGCGUGGGCUACAUAUGUAACUAACCGGCUAGAGUGAGUGGGCUGGACUAGGUCAUGGACGAGGGCGCUUAUUUUGUUUCCCCGCGGACUUGGGCGCCCUUCUCCUUUCUUUCUCUCUCUAUUUGUCUCCUUCUCUUUCUGUGUUUCUCCGUCUUCUGUGGUGUCGGGGAUAAGGAGGGCUUUUGGAUCUUGUUGGGACACGUGCUUUGAUGCUGUCAUCGCCAUGUAGGUUUGUAUACACAUAUGCUGUGAACCCUUGGCUUUCAUCAUAACGUCUGAUCCUGGAGGUCCCUUUAUUACCUUCUCUGAUUUGUCCUUAUGCUUUUUUCCCUUCUUUUUUAUU